Molecule: messenger RNA, 2277 nt
Organism: Notodromas monacha
Lineage: Eukaryota; Metazoa; Arthropoda; Ostracoda; Podocopida; Cyprididae
Source: the annotation of a GenBank genome assembly
AUGACCGCAGAUAAUCGAGCCUCGUUCGAACGCCAAAUAAUCGAGCCUCGUUCGAACGCCAAGUUCCUUCGUCCCCCGGUGCCCAUCACGCAAACGGAAUCCAACUGGCCCCUUUUGAGCGUGUCCAAGGGUUUCUUCGAGCGAGCCGCAGCAGCGGCCCCGGAAGGCGUCGGCAAGCGUCCGGAAGUUGUCGGGUUGCACUUGUCUGCUGGUCACGAAGACGAGGACAUGGGCGAGGUCGGUGGAGCCUGGGACGAAGAAGACAAUGCUUUGUUGGAUGACGACGAGGAUGCGAUUGGAUUGGAAGGGAAAGUGAGGAGGAAGAAGGGCGGAGAUGGUGAUGAUGACGAUGAAGGCGGCGAUGGAGAAGGCGGAUGGGACGAGGAGGACUUGGAAUUGCCGCCGGAAUUGGAACAGGCCAUUGCCCAGGACGCUAGUGCUGGAGGCGAAGGAGACGCGGGUUUCUACGUGGCGCCGACUCGCGGGAACCCGAUUAGCCACGCGUGGACGGCGGCGUCUUCCCUGGCGGCCGACCACGCCGCCGCUGGCAGCUUUGAAAGCGCCGCUCGACUCUUGCACGAUCAACUCGGCGUCGUCAACAUUGAGCCCUUCAAGCACCACUUUAUGGUUAUGUUUGCGCGCAGUCAUGCCAGCUUCACUGCUUUGCCGGGACUCAUGCCGCUCGACUCGUACCCGUUGCGCGGCCCCGCAACACCCGGUGGUGGUGCCGUGCGUGGGCCUCCUCCUGUGUCCCUCCCUGCUGUUGCAGUCAAGUUGAAUGAUCUGGUGAAGAGGCUCCAAGCGUGUUACCAAUUGACGACUGCUGGAAAGUUCGGGGAAGCUCUGACCAAAUUCAGGGCACUGAUGUUGGCCAUUCCAUUGCUGGUGGUGGAUUCCAGGCAAGAGCUUGCCGAAGCCCAGCAAAUGCUUGAUCACCCCAAGACCAGCAUUGAAGACCAGCGCCGAGUUUGCGAAAUGGCGGCCUACUUCACGCACGUUCAGCUCCAGCCCGCCCAUUUGAUCCUCACUCUUCGCACAGCCUUGUCGGUGUCAUUCAAACUGAAGUGUUUCCGUACCGCCGGCGGUUUCGCCAGACGUCUUUUGGAACUGGGUCCGAAGCCCGAGAUUGCCCAGCAAGCCCGCAAAUUCCUGGCUGCUUGCGAGAAGACCCCCGUGGACGAAGAACGCUUGGAAUACGACGAACACAAUCCGUUUUCUGUGUGCGGCUAUGACCACGUGCCGAUUUAUCGCGGGAAGCCCGAGGAAAAGUGUCCAUUUUGCGGCGCUGUGUAUUUGCCGAAACAUGGCGGGAAGCUCUGUGCUGUGUGCGGUGUGAGCGAGAUCGGGAAAGACGCGAGUGGGCUGAGGAUUGCCACUUCGCAAAUGGCCGGCGGGCAACAGAGGGGAAACUGAGUUUGUGACUUUUUAGCUGUGGUGUUAUGUUGUUUUUCGGAGUUGUUUCUUGUGAGCUCGCUGCUUUGGAUUCUAAAAGUCUUAGCUGUGUACGUUCUAGAAUGUUUCGCGUUUUUUCUGAGGUGGACAGGUUUUUCUACGGGAGCUCCCGCGGAGAUGAUCAUGAAAUGGAGUUUACUGUGGAACCCCGGGUAACAUCGGAUUUAUCCGCGCGACGGUCUGUUGUCGAUUUUUAACUUGACCAACAAGUACAGGAACUCUCAUUCCAAGCUGGUUGUUUGAAUAAUCUUUAGAAGGAUUAAGGCUUAACAAUCGUGCAUUUUGACGUUUUUUUUUCUCGUUUCUAGUGAUAUUGGAUUGAAAUUUUGAGUCAUUGGUCUUUCCAGAUAAGCGGGAACAGAUAAAGGGGUACUGUACAGUACUUGAAAUAACAGCCGAAGUUUCAGGCGGAUUUGUCUACGCGAAAAUCUUGAGCCUUGCUCCAUUUUCUUAAAUGGGCGAGUUCAACUUACUAGAAAGUCGACCGACGUUCUGGAAUUCUAGAUCGUGGUCGUCGAUGGUACAGAUUAUUACUGGGGUUCCACUGUGAUUUCGUCGAACAGUUCUGAUUAUUAGAAACGACGGCGAUGCUCAGCGUUCAAUUCAGCUUUCUGCUGUUCACUGCUAACUCUCAAUUGCGAUGAGCGUAUGAUUCCACAUUUGGCGUGGCGUUUUUUUUUUGAGUUCAUGGGGAAAGAACAUUUCAACUGCAAGUCUAUGUAUCGUUUUUUGCUGUUCUACGAGGAAAGGAUGCUCGAUUUUGGGGAGUUGGGAAUGAGACUGUUGGAAAAAAAGGAAUGCACUCUAUAUUUAUCGGAUAUGAAA